AAAAAAAAGAAAGCAACCUAUUCAGCCCCAAAUCAACACAGGUGUGCUUGAUCUGUCUCGUAAAAUCCAAAGCAACACAAAUCAACAGCUUAUCGCCAAUACAAAUUUGAUUUCCAACUUGACAGACUAAAACACACCACAAAAAGCCAAUUUAGCAGUAGGGACAGAUUUGCAGAAAACUGUCCCCGUAAGCUCCAUGCAAAAAAUCUGACUGUCCCAAUUUGUUUUCACAUGAAACAAUUAAAUGAAACAUCUUUGUUAAUUGAGGCUGUGUUCCAAUUCCUUCACUGAUCACACUCUGCAUUUCUUGCAUCUCACAUGACUCUUAGUCCAAAAUCCAUGGCUGCAACAUUUACUAUUGCUACUGAUUUCACAGAACACUCUUCAAUCCAUUCAAGCAAAGUGACCACGAUCAAAUCAUUGUCUGAAUCUGGACUUACUUCUCUGCCACCCUCUUUUGCAUGCAAAAAUCUUCAUAAAAUUCCAGUUCUGGAUUCAUCAUCAGAAUAUAAUACACUUCCUGUUGUUGAUUUCUCUCUCCUUGUUUCUGGCAAUUCUGAACAAAGAGACAAAGCCAUCCAAGACCUUGGCCAAGCUUGUGAAGAAUGGGGCUUCUUCUUUUUGAUCAACCAUGGUAUACCAGAGAAUCUGAUUAACAGCAUGAUGGAAGGAGUAAAAGGAUUUUUCAAUCUUUCAGAAGAGGAAAAGAAAGAGUUUCAGGGAAAACAUAUUUUUGACCCCAUAAGGUAUGGCUCUAGCAUCAAUACUGCUGUAGAAAAGAUACACUGCUGGAGAGAUUUUCUCAAAGUCUUCGUCCAUCCAGAGUUCCAUUUUCCUCAUAAGCCUUCCGGAUUUAGUGACACUGCAUUUGAAUACUUGAAGAUGAUAAGAGAAAUCAUAAGGGAACUACUGAGGGGUUUAUCAGAAAAUUUGGGAUUGGAACCAAACUACAUAAAUAAGGCUACGACGAUAGAGUCAAGCUUUCAAGUCUUCGUUGCAAAUCUGUACCCUCCAUGUCCGGAGCCAGAACUUGCUGUGGGACUCCAUCCUCACUCUGACCAUGGCUUGCUCACAGUACUCACAGAAAGUAUCAGUGGUGGCCUUCAGACUCUGCAUAAUGGAAAGUGGGUGAAAGUGAAUGCUCCUCCGAAUGCUUUAAUGGUUAACACUGCUGAUCAACUAGAGAUUAUGAGUAAUGGGAAGUACAAGAGCAAUGUGCAUAGAGCAGUAGUGCACUCCAAUGCUACAAGGAUUUCAAUGGUGACUGCAAAUGGUCCAUCACUAGACCAACUUAUCAGCCCAGCAACAGAGUUUGUCAGUGAUACUCACCCACCAGCCUACACUUCAGUAACAUACAAGAAAUACUAUGAACUGAGCCAAUCCAACUCGUUUGAUAAUGGACUCUUCCUGGAUCGUAUGCGCAUCUGAACUUAGACCACUUUCUGUGGAAACCAAGAGUUAGUGGUGAGUCAUCUCUGUAUUAAAUAUGUGUGCUUCCCUUCUUUCCAGGACUUCAAAAUUUUUAAGGCUUUUGUGUGUACUGUGUAGGAGUUGAAUAAUGAU
Prosopis cineraria is the source of this 1563-nucleotide messenger RNA. Its product is annotated as 2-oxoglutarate-dependent dioxygenase 19-like. The coding region runs from base 319 to 1428 and encodes 369 amino acids. NCBI's taxonomy places the organism in Eukaryota, Viridiplantae, Streptophyta, Magnoliopsida, Fabales, Fabaceae. The transcript has 4 exons. The record is from RefSeq and is a predicted model, not a curated record.